AGUCUAAAAUUAGACGAUUUCAAAAAUUUUAUUAGACACUUUCACUAUCUCAAAUCAGGCAUUCAAAAAAUUUUUCUGGAUCUUUUCCCUUUUCUUCCUUAGUUAUUUAUAUAUAUUUUACAAUGGAUUUUAUCCAGUAUAAGCCUGAAUUUGAUUAUUAUCCAGAUAGUGAAACGGAUAAUGAGAGAGAUGAAGAUUUGGCAAUGGAUUAUGGCUACAUUCUGCAGUUAACUGACUUGGACUCUUGCCAGUCUGUUUUUGACGUCAAAAUGGAGGAACCAAUUGAGGAGCCGAUGACAGUAGAACCAACAAUGGAAGAAAUCACUACCGAUUUUAAUGCGAUAUCUAUUACAGAGAAUAGCAAGAAGAAGAACAGAUAUGGCCCGGAGCAGGUUCGUGUUUUUAUUGACCUUAUUCAGGAAGAGGGGUUGAGUGUGCCAAAAGCUGCCAAGCAAUGCAUGAUUCCAAGAAGUAGCGCAUACCUUCUACUAAAGGAAUUCAAUGCAGGUAAUGGCGAUGUACUUCCUGGCCAAUCAUUAAAGAAAAAAGCGAACAGAGGUGCACCUGUAAAACUUUUACCUGAACAUACAGAAUUUCUUGUGAAGCUCUUCGAUAAGAAUCCUUCAUCGACUCUUGAAAUGGCUAAAGUGGCACUAUCUGAAAAUUUCGUAGGAUUUACUAUUUCCUUGCCUAGCCUUUGGAAGCACUUAACAGAAUGUUUCCAUUUUUCUUUGAAGCAAGCGUCGAAAUACAAUGCUGAUAGAAACUCUGAAAGAACUCUUGUUUUUCGUCAUGAUAUAGUACGCAAAUGGAGAGAAAGUGGUGUUGACUUUCAGAAAAACUGUGUUUUUAUUGAUGAGGCUGGGUUUCAUACUCAGAUGAUGAGAAGUCGCGCAUGGUCGAAAAAAGGCGAUCCUGCUAUUGUGCAAGUUCACAACAGACGUGGAGCAAAUGUUACAAUUGUCGGCUGUAUUUCUCCUUUUGGGACCAUCAACUUUUCUAAAGUUGAGCCAUUGAAGCGAUCAGAUAUGGAGAAAUUAGAGAAAGAAUUUAAGGAACAUGCAACUAAAAAGAGAAAAGCUAAUGUUUUGGAGAAUUCCAAGUCAAAACCUCUUAAAAAAGGCACAACCGCGUACCAUAUUGUUAAAUUUAUCGAAGCUGUUAUGGAUGUUCUUGAAAGCAUAACAAAAAGGGAAUAUGCUAUUAACAAACGAGGCUACAAGCCUCUUUUUAUGGCUCCAUAUUCUCCAUUUUUGAAUCCAAUUGAAGAAUGCUGGGCUAAAAUUAAAAGUAAUAUCAAACGAAACCCUUUAGACACUAACUCAAAACUCACGCCACGAAUUGUUGAAGCAUGUCAAUCAGUUACUGUUGAGGACUGCAUGGGAUGGAUCAGGCAUGCCGAAGCUUAUUGGGAUAGAUGUAUGAGCAAAGAGUUGAACCUUAAAUAAUAGUAAAGCAAUAAAUUGUCUUCUAGAAAGUAAUCGAUUCUGUCCAGAAACAAAUUCUCAGU
Messenger RNA from Rhizopus microsporus ATCC 52813, 1510 nucleotides. RefSeq lists its product as uncharacterized. Gene Ontology annotation, molecular function: nucleic acid binding. The record is from RefSeq and is a predicted model, not a curated record. The transcript is spliced from 2 exons. NCBI's taxonomy places the organism in Eukaryota, Fungi, Mucoromycota, Mucoromycetes, Mucorales, Rhizopodaceae. Bases 123 to 1448 code for a protein of 441 amino acids.